Patella vulgata (common limpet) is the source of this 1398-nucleotide messenger RNA. Its product is annotated as probable gluconokinase. Gene Ontology annotation, cellular component: cytoplasm. The record is from RefSeq and is a predicted model, not a curated record. Bases 302 to 835 code for a protein of 177 amino acids. The transcript is spliced from 5 exons. NCBI's taxonomy places the organism in Eukaryota, Metazoa, Mollusca, Gastropoda, Patellidae. Gene Ontology annotation, molecular function: gluconokinase activity.
ACGAAGUCAAAUGUUUUAACAGUAAAAGAAAAACGCCCGAGUUUAAUUAGAUUUCAAACUAAAUUGUAUUUUUAUUUUGCUCAUAUCUGUUGGAAAGUUGACGUAAGCGUAGCGUAGGCCUAUAGCAUUAUUACUAUUAUAUUUUGUCUUCUCCCAUUCCAGUUUUUUUUAUUAUAUCUUUACGUCAAGGUGACAGCUACUAUCACUACUAUCAGUAGCCUUGAUACCAGAACUGCAGAAGGCUGGCUUGCAGUGGCAAGGUUAGGGGCGGAUUAGUGUUUCCCGUUUUUCAUCUCUUCCAAUGAUUUAUAUUUUGAUGGGCGUGUGUGGGAGUGGCAAAACUACGAUUGGAACCAGUCUUGCUGAGCAGUUAAAUAGUGUGUUUCGAGAUGCUGACAGCUUUCAUACUGAUGAAAAUAAAAAGAAGAUGGCCAGUGGUAUGCCAUUAACUGAUGAGGAUAGAUUGCCGUGGCUACUGGCUAUACACGAUUUUCUUAAGGGAUUUCAAACUAAAGGACAGACAGUAGUAAUAACUUGUUCAGCAUUAAAGAAAGUGUAUCGACAAAUAUUACGCUAUGGAAAACGAUAUAGCAAUAUUCAGGAAAUUUGUGAAACGGAAAAUCUACCCAUUCCCUUUAAGUUAGUGUAUCUAAAAGGCGAGGAGGCUGUAUUGAGAGAUCGAAUGCAGAAGAGAACGGGCCAUUUCAUGUCAUCUGGUAUGUUAUCAUCACAGCUAGUAACUAUGGAAGAACCAGACGACAUUGAAGAAUGUCUGAUUAUAGACAUACGGGAAAGUGUAAACACGAUAGUGAAAAACAUUCUACAGACGUCAUAGUUUGUAACAGACCUAUUGAUAUGCAUGUUACUGGAGACCCUAAUCAUUCCGAAUAUAACAACCAAUUAUUUUAUUGUCAUUAAUUAUCACAGGCCUACGCCUACAUUUAAUACUGAUAAAAUCAAAAUGAAAUGUGGUUUAACGUCCUUAUGUUGUGCUCCGACUGGCUAAUGAAGACGGGCAUAGGCCUGCCUACGCCAUACAGUGUGCUAUUAGGGAAAUUUUGCUCGGACAGCGGCGGUAAGGCCUACGCUUGAAUGUAUCGAAUUCCAACUGUCAAGGGAUCUUUUACGUGCACGCCAAUGUGUACACGGGACCUCGGUUUUACGUCCCAUCCGAAAGACUACUCAGCUGUUCUUGCCAGCUCCUCCGUCCUGGACCACUGACAAAGGGAAUUUAAUACUGAAGUAUAUUGUCGUCACAAAAUGUGACUUGGCUGUUCGUCGGUCGUCCCCACAAUUCCUUGUAAGGGCAUCCGAGACUACAAUGUCAUGACAUGUUUCUCAAUUGUUACAGAGUGAUAAUACGUUAGAAAGGCAUGUAAAUACAUUAGUAUAUGCUUA